Fukomys damarensis (Damara mole-rat) is the source of this 1352-nucleotide messenger RNA. RefSeq names its product SH2 domain containing 7 (gene Sh2d7). Gene Ontology annotation, cellular component: cytoplasm. Lineage: Eukaryota; Metazoa; Chordata; Mammalia; Rodentia; Bathyergidae. The record is from RefSeq and is a predicted model, not a curated record. The transcript is spliced from 6 exons. Bases 1 to 1338 code for a protein of 445 amino acids.
AUGGAAGGGAGCCUGGAGCAGCCCGGCCCAGGGAGGGGGCCUGGGGACAGCCAAGCCCUCGCCGAGCUCCAGGAGCUGGCCUUGAAGUGGUUCAUGGAGACACAAGCCCCUUCCAUCCUGCAGAAUGGGGCCCUGCCCCCUUGGUUUCACGGAUUCGUCACCCGCAAGCAGACGGAGCAACUGCUAUGUGACAAAGCUCUUGGGUCUUUCCUCAUCCGCCUCAGUGACCGGGCUGCCAGCUACAUCCUGUCCUACAGAGGCAGUGAUCGCUGUCGGCAUUUUGUCAUCAACCAGCUCAGAAACCGGCGCUACUUGGUCUCAGGGGACAACCUGAGCCACGGCACCCUGGCCGAGCUGGUGCGCCAUUAUCAGGAGGUACAGCUGGAGCCUUUUGGGGAGACGCUGGCUGCUGCCUGUCCCCGGACAGAGGACUACGAUCUGUAUGAUGCCAUCACUCUGGGCCUCCACCAGACCAACCUGGGCCUGCAAACCCUACCGGCAACAUUUCCCACCACAGUACCUGACAGGACUGCCAGCCCCCGUGUCCCUGUGAAGGCCCAGGGGUCCUUCCUGCACACAGAAAAGAGCGUAGACCCAGAUCCCUGGAACCUUGCCAAGGAGGACAGCACCAAGGUCCGAAGCAGGGUACCCCCACUCCCUGAGAGGAGUACCUCCCUCCUGGAUAAGUCUCCUGCCACCCCUGGCAACAUCAUCUAUGCGGACCUGAGGAAGACAAGCCAGGCACAGCUGGGUUUGGGCACAGCAGUGUCCAGCCAGGCCUGUGUCCCAGGCAGGGAGGCCCUGCAGAGACUCUCAGAUGGAGACCAAGACAGGCCUGACGACCUGGGGCCUAUUCUCCCUAGGCUGAGCCCAGACCAGGGCCCCAAAACACUUCCCACCUCCUGGGAACCACUCCUGCCCCCCAGCUCCGAGGCCCAGGGAUCCUGGGCUGCUACACGGAGGCAGGGGUUUCAACAGCUGAGCCAUGAGGCUCUGUCCUGUUCCCAGGGCAGCUUUGCUGAUGACCUUGCCAGGGCUACAGGUCUCCUGCAGGAGGCCUGUGAUACAGAUGACCAAGAGGAACGGGCUUAUGAGCAGAUCCCAGCCUGCCGGGGUGGCCCAGCCAAGAUCCUGCCUCCCAGGGCCAGUCCCACAUACAGCACACUGUCAGGGCCCACGAACAGUGCCUAUGAGAGGACCUCAGGGACCCUGGAACUCCCAGAGCGGGGCAACACCUACGAGCAAAUCCCAGCAGCCAGGAGGAAGGAGCCUGGACGGACACAAAAGCCUGACAAGCUCCGGAAGCUCUUCUUUGCAGACAAGAAGCACAGGUUCUGAAGAGGGUCUAGCCC